AUGGGUUCCCCGAAGAAAUCGUUGAAUAGGCCAAAGAAGCGUGUCUUGGUCCGUUGGGAUGAAAUUCUGCUGACGACAGUAGAAAACCUGAAUGAGCUUCUUCUGCUAUGCGUCCAAGCGGUUUGCAACGCUCAGUCGGUAAAGAUCCCGUGGUCGGAAGUCGCUAAGACCAUGGGCCAUAAUGUCACCGAAGGAGCGAUCGUCCAGCAUUUAGCAAAACUGCGCUCUCGUCGAGUUUCGACAGGCAAGGUCGUCCCCCCACCCCUGCGACGUGGCGGAGUCGGUGUCGCGAUCAAACCGACCAAGGCUGCCACCGGGGCUAAGCGCAAGGCUCACAGAAGCCCGACGGGAAGCGACGACGAGUCGUCGAUGCCUUUUGAAUGCGACGAUGCCUCGGACGAAGACUACACUGAGAGACGCCGGACCAAGAGAAAGCCCAAAUUGGGCAAGAAACGCGAGUCAACCCCCAUUAAAGAGGAAACCGAUUCGGAACGCAACCGGGAGGAAGCACGCGCAAGCUCGGAGGAGCUGCUAGUCCCUGGGGCUACGUUCCUUGAUUUCCCAAACAGCGACGUUUCCGACGACUCUUCAGCGGAGUCUAGUCCUAUCCCUGCUGGAAUCUCUAAAAUCGUGGUCCUCAAGUAUAGGCGACAGGUACCUGAAAACCAGGAGUUGAUCGAUAAAAACGAAGAAGAGGUUGCCCCUACCUCAGCCGAAUCUGGCGGCGCGAAUCUCCAAGUGAUUGGCAACAAUGGGAGUGACCCGUUGGGACUUGAUUUCAAUGCCAAUGUGCCAUUGGCCAAUCCCGACCUCGCCGGCUUCGUCAAUCCGGGUUCUUUGCUCUUACAGCCUUUUGAGAACAUGCCAGAGAGUUCAUAUAUAACUCAGACCGGUAUUACAUAUGAAAUGCCUCUGCAGGAUACCAGCGAGCUCCCCAGCGACAUAAUGGGCCAAGAUUACCUCAUCGAUGAUACCGAUUUCAGCUGGGAAGCUUUUCUGGCUGAUGGAGGCCUGGGUUUCUCUUAA
Molecule: messenger RNA, 1026 nt
Organism: Aspergillus affinis
Lineage: Eukaryota; Fungi; Ascomycota; Eurotiomycetes; Eurotiales; Aspergillaceae
Exons: 2
Coding region: 1-1026 (341 amino acids)
Source: RefSeq, a predicted model, not a curated record